ACAGAUUAUCGCCAACCAAUGAAAUGCGGUCUUGGCGUCCGUAUAUUUACCAGCCAUACCAAUGCUCACUGGAACCUGGCUAGUAAAUUUCUUUUGGAAGUAUCAGAGACUCGAGCUGCCAGCUGAAAUCGCAGAGUGGACGCCGCACCCAAAGACAAAGAAAAAGAUUUCACAACGAAAACAGGCGUCGCUAGUAGCAACCAACGAACAACUCAAGCAUUAAGAUGCAGUGGAGUCAGUACAUAGCUUUGAUCGUUGUCGGGUUCGCCGCGCUGCUAACAGGAGUGGCAGUGGCCAGCGCAGAGGACCAAGGCCCUGAUGUUCAGAUGAGCGCUUUGGAAAACCCGUCUAAGAGAUCCAGCGACUUCUUGAUACCUGACUACCUCGUGGACGACAGCGUAGACAAACGUGGCGGACUCUUCCGGUUCGGCAAAAGGGGAUCACUGUUUCGUUUCGGAAAGCGCGGAUCUCUCUUCCGGUUUGGAAAACGAGGCGGAGCUCUCUUCCGGUUUGGGCGAAGUGGUUACGACGGUGCUGCGCCAUACAACCCAUUCGAGCUAGACAGUGACAAGAGGUCGUUCCACUGGGGUCGGGAAACGGAGUAAAAAAACAACUGUUGUUCACAUCACUUCAAAUAACAUUUCUUGGAUUGCGUAUUUUUGACUAGAAAUGUGAUGCAGUUUAUUACAGACACUUUAAAGUUUUCAAAUUCAAAAAUGAUAAUAAUUUAAUAAAGUAAGAACAAAUAAAAGAAAGUAAAAAAAAAAGAUAAAAAACUAAAAUUAUCUGGUCGAUAUAACCUGCUUUUUAUUUCUAGGGUCGGGGGUAUAUUGUUAUGUUUAAAGAGACUUACAUAUCACGCUGAUUGUCUAGAUACUAUUGUGCAAUACGAGACGUUAAUAAACAGUUAUCAUGGUUUUGUAUUUUGGUGUAACUGAGGUAAUAUAAUCUGAAAACAUUUUAUGACCUUCUAGUAGCAGAAGCAGCAUAUUUCUAGAGAUGCGUGCAUCAUUUAAAAAUGGCACUUACUGUAGGGACAGAAAUGCUGACCAAGACAAAUUCGCAUAAUUUUUCGGGGGACUUGGACAUGAGAGCGUGUGCGCACUACCAGCACACCCCACCCUGGAUCCGCGCCUGGCUCCUGUGUAUGUAUAGCUGAGCAGCUGAAGACGAUAAAAUAAUAGUUGAUCUUGUUAAACAGUUUGUGCACGUGGGCAAUAAUUUAAAGGCGCAGACCCUAGUUUCAAUUCGUAAACAUGGACACUAAGUUUAAUUAAUCCACAAAACUUAAACACACUUGGAUAAAAUUACAACCGAAUGAAAGAAGAGUCUGUGACAUUAAAACCGGGAAAUAUCAUUAAAAAAUAGACUAGAACUCGAAUCAAUAACCGCUAUUUCUCAGACGCACGUGCGUUUUUUAAAAAUAUGAAAAAUGCAUUUUGUGGUAUUAGAAACAACAGGAAGACCAGGAACACUUCGGUUCCACGGAAAUUGAUAAUCUAAACAAUAAAAUAUAAGUAAUGUUUGAUUUGAGUGAUCAUAAACGGCACUAAUAGUGAAAAAUAUGCUGUAGUGUUUAAAAACUAGGGUCUGUCCCUUUAAAGAAAUCCAUACAUGUGUUAUGUUUUUGACGUUGUAAGAAUUGAAAUCAAUAAAAUAAUAUCAUUAUU
Gigantopelta aegis is the source of this 1670-nucleotide messenger RNA. RefSeq lists its product as uncharacterized. NCBI's taxonomy places the organism in Eukaryota, Metazoa, Mollusca, Gastropoda, Neomphalida, Peltospiridae. The record is from RefSeq and is a predicted model, not a curated record. The transcript has 3 exons. The coding region runs from base 225 to 605 and encodes 126 amino acids.